This is a messenger RNA of Lentinula edodes (shiitake mushroom), 1355 nucleotides long. Its product is annotated as S-adenosyl-L-methionine-dependent methyltransferase. The coding region runs from base 258 to 1289 and encodes 343 amino acids. The record is from RefSeq and is a predicted model, not a curated record. Lineage: Eukaryota; Fungi; Basidiomycota; Agaricomycetes; Agaricales; Omphalotaceae. The transcript is spliced from 6 exons.
UUUCGGAGAAGGUGACCGUUCGAGUAAGCGGCAACACGCGUUAUUUUUCACUUUCACUGACGAACUACCUUGACCUCCUUAGUGCCUCUUCCUCUUUCUACCCUUCAUCCUCUUCACCAUCACUGGCGCGCAUUCUCGUCUACUGGAAAAAUUAGAAGAAAAGGUGAUAGCGGAGGCAAAAGCGCCUAGUAGCAUAGCGAGGGUUGAUCCAAGUUCGGUGUAAUUCCACUCUGUCUUCCUAUCAAUAGGAAUAAAGCAUGUUUGCAUACAUCGCGAUACUAGUAGCGCUUGCCAGUCUUUGGUAUUUUGAAACUCGAACGUCCUUCGUUUCCGCCGGAAUAUCAACAUCGUCAAGUGUUUGGCUUUCAACCGUUUGCAUGCCCAUAAUGAUUGGCGUUUUCCUUUGGAGAUACUACCAUCAACAUCACGGAAUCAGAAAGAAAGCUUCACAUAAUGAUCCAUACGGUUUAUUUCAUCUAUCGUUGAACAGACGAUCGGGUGAAGACGAGAAUGAGCCCCCGAAGACGGAAUGGUUGAACAUGGGAUAUUGGAAGGAUACGAAAGUCUUUCCAGAUGCAUGCCAAGCUCUUGCUCUGAAGCUCAUCCAGACCGCACAAUGUAAAGAGGGAGGGAAGAUACUUGACGUCGGUCAUGGCACUGGCGAAUCGCUCAUUAUGCUCCUUACCCAUACCUCCGUCCCCCGUCCUGGAUAUUUGUCGGGUAUUACAAGCAUACCUAUGCAUCAUCAACGUUCCCUCGAACGCGUUAAAUCUAUCGUUGCUGCAGACACGAAAAUAACACUUCAUGUUGGAGACGCCGUCUAUCAUCAAGAUGUCAGCGCCGCAAAUCAUCCGCUCAAUCCUUCCUCCGCAGUCACCUUUGACAAUAUUUUAGCAUUAGACUGUGCGUAUCACUUUCAAAGCAGGGAAACAUUCUUGCGUCAAUCAUUUCAUCAACUCGACCCAGGUGGACGGAUUUCCCUUGCAGAUAUCUGUUUCGCCAAUACACCACCAAUGACAUGGAAGGCCAGGCUCGUCCGUAGAUUCUUGAAACUCAUGCCCAAGGAAAAUGCUAUAACCAUAAGCGAGUACGCGAAUUGUCUGGAAAGAAUAGGAUACGUCGAUGUGAAGGUAGAAGAUAUCAGCGAGGAAGUCUUUCCUGGAUUCGUGGGGUUUCUCAAGCCAAGAGGUUUGGUGUGGUGGAUAUUUGGAUCUGUACUGUAUUCUUACCACGGGGCAGGAGCGCGAUUCGUGAUAGCUAGUGGAUACCGAUCUAAAGAGAGCAAGUAGUGUAGAUACAGGGUAAAUACGCCGUGUAACUUUGAACAAAUGAAAUUGUACAUCUGUGGCGUCGAU